Messenger RNA from Hyla sarda, 1277 nucleotides. RefSeq names its product PAXIP1 associated glutamate rich protein 1 (gene PAGR1). The transcript has 4 exons. The coding region runs from base 180 to 893 and encodes 237 amino acids. NCBI's taxonomy places the organism in Eukaryota, Metazoa, Chordata, Amphibia, Anura, Hylidae. The record is from RefSeq and is a predicted model, not a curated record.
GCGGGGUGAUACGGUGUGGUGUUCUCAACGGUGCAGCGCCACCUUGUGGAUGUGUAAGGAAUUGUCAGGAAGUGACGUCAUGAGAUCCUGCGCGGGGUAAACGGGACUCAAGGGGCAAGAUGGCGGCGUCCAGCCGAGGCUGAUUAGUGCUGAGAGGAGAGAUCAGUGCGGUAAGGACGAUGCAGGAGGCGUCGGAGGACGGCGAGGAGAAGGUGACCUCCAAGAUGGAGUCCCUGGCAGUGAAGGAAGGAGAAGACGAGGAGGAGGAAGAAGAGGAGGAGGGGACGCGAGAGGUGGAAGAGGAGGAGGAGGGUCAAAAAGAGGAGGAAGGAGAGAAAGGAGAAGGGGAGGAGGAGGAUGACGAUGGAGAUCAGCGGCGCCAGGAUGACGACAACGAGGAGGAGGAGGACGAUGAGGACUGGUGCAUCCAGUGCAGCGACGACGACCUGGACGAGACGGAAGGAUGGGAGCCGGGGCCGGAGGUGAUAAAGCGUCUGUACGAGCUGAUCGCCAGCGAGGGAACGCUGCCCCUACAGGUGGACAUCCUGCUGCGCCGGCCGCCCACCCCCGAGCCGGACUCCCUGGACGAGGAGUCAGACCAGGAGCAGGAGGAAGAGGAGGAGGAGGAGCACUCGCCUCCGGCACCCACAGAGUUCGAUUUCGAUGAUGAACCCAUCACUCCGAAAAACUCUUUAAUUGACAGAAGGCGAACGCCAGCCCGCAGUCAGAAGCGAGAGGCGCGGCUGGACAAGGUCCUCUCCGACAUGAAGCGCCACAAGAAGAUCGAGGAGCAGAUCCUGAAGACCGGGCGCGACCUGUUCGACAUGGACCCGGACUCCGUGCCUACCCCGAAACGCUCGUCCGCCAUUUUCCCCCGCCAGCGGAAGUACUAACCAUCAUGAAUAUAUAAUGUAUUGUGACUGAACGGCGCCGCCCUUAGCGCAAAUUCUGGAUGUAAAUAUCAAUGUGUGAGACACCUAGUGGACAUUUCCAUGUACUGCACUCAGGUGACACGUUCUCCGCAAUUCACACGUCACCACACACUGAACCGCCGCUCCGGAGGCUUAAUGUCGUUAACUAUUUCAUGUUCACUUACAUUUCGUACAGUCUGUUCUCCACUGCAUGUAAAAGUGAGGAGGACCCCAGCGCCACGACUGCUGAGGAUGCCUGGGUCUUGUAGUGCAGCUGCAGAGAGCGCCCCCCAGUGACUGUAUCCCUCCCGUUCUCUCCUUCUUGUCCUGUGUAAAUAAAACCUUUUUGUUUUUUGUCUCCUUUAA